GCGAAAUACUUUCAAGGUUGUGGUCAUGAUGGGUUUUUUUUCCUAGUUGUUGCCAAAGCUGACCAGGAACUACAUAAAGGAGGGUUACAUGGAGAAGACCGGGCCAAAGCACACUGAAGGCUUCAAGAAGAGGUGGUUUACGAUGGAUGACAGGAGGCUCAUGUACUUCAAGGAUCCGCUGGAUGCCUAUGCUCGAGGUGAGGUUUUCAUCGGCAGUAAAGAAAACAGCUACACUGUCCUUCCUGGCCUCCCUGCCAACGUUCAGGGRACCCACUGGCCGUUUGGAAUCACUAUAGUGACUCCAGACAGGAAGUUUCUUUUCGCCUGUGAGACUGCAGAGGAUCAGAAAGCCUGGAUGGCAGCAUUUCAGAUUGUCAUMRGUCGACCGAUGCUGCCACAGGAGUAUGCCGUGGAAGCUUAUUUUAAACACAAACCAUGAUUGUGCUUCUGCUUGAAGUGCAUCUMACAGUGGAGGCUUGCACAAAGCCUGGUGUUUGAUYCAAAGAUGAACGGCAUUUGACAGCUCCUCCUCUUCAUUARCAUCCARCAACAACAGGAGCCAGACUCAUUUUCCCUGGAAAAGUCCAUCACUCCACAAMUGYCGGAUGCCACGACAUGUAUAACAUGCCACGUACAAACUUAAAACGGGACAAAACUGCUGGUGCUUCCAUGUGAGGAAACAUCAGUAUCUAAUUUUCUCAGUUACGUUCUAGAAUAAUCAGUACUGCAACUACUGAUCCUUGCU
Poecilia reticulata (guppy) is the source of this 745-nucleotide messenger RNA. The record is from RefSeq and is a predicted model, not a curated record. Lineage: Eukaryota; Metazoa; Chordata; Actinopteri; Cyprinodontiformes; Poeciliidae.